Dermacentor albipictus is the source of this 1086-nucleotide messenger RNA. RefSeq lists its product as uncharacterized. The record is from RefSeq and is a predicted model, not a curated record. Lineage: Eukaryota; Metazoa; Arthropoda; Arachnida; Ixodida; Ixodidae.
AUGGCUUCACCGGGGCUUGCUCCGCCACCGUUUUUCCUUCCGACGCCCGGCCGUCCGUCAUUGCCAUGGGAGCAGUGGGAGCAGAUGUUCAACGUGUACUUGCUGGCAUCCGGAGCCGCCGCAUUCAAGCCGGAGCAACGCAAGGCUAUUCUUUUGCAUUGUUUGGGGGCGGAGGGCGAGCGUAUUUAUCAGGCGCUACAUGCAGGCACCAGCGCUGCAGCACCCGCCGCGCCAAGUGCCGCAACACUUGCCGAUGACAAGUCUGUCGCGGCCCCUCCUGACGAAUACGACUCUGCACUCGCCGCAUUACGGCACCAGUUUUCGACGUCGCGCAACGUUAUCAUCGAGCGGCAUCGCUUUCACCGCCGCAGCCAACACAAAGGCGAGUCCGUUCAUGACUUUGUUGCCGCUCUACGGGAGCUAGCGUCACAUUGUUCGUUUGCCUCGCAAGAUGAUGCUCUGCGGGACCAAUUCGUUGCCGGCGUAGCUUCCACUCGCGUACGUGAGCGUUUACUGCUCGAGGGUUCCGCACUUUCAUUCGAGAAUUCUGUUCAAAUUGCACUUCAGUUUGAGCAGGCGGCUGAAGGGCUAAAGGAGCUGUCUGCGUCGGUCGAAGCAAUUUCAUUGCGGCAGCGUCGAAAACCAUCGUCGCAUUCUUCGAAAAAAAGGAAUUCACAACCGGCAGCCACCUUAGAGCAGAAUUUAACGAGGAGCGUGGGCGGCUCACGUGCGUCGCCGCGGAACCACCCCCCUCAGCGGAACCAAGAACAGAGUAGCCGCUCCAGCUCGCCAUAUUGUUUCGGAUGCGGCUCGCAGGACCACAUCGCGUCAGCGCCGCAGUGCCCAGCGCAUGCGGCAUUUCAGAAGAUGAUGGCGAAAAUCCUUGACCGCUGCCCUGCCGUGUUGUUCUACAUUGAUGAUGUCAUCAUUUUUGGCAAGACCGCAAACGAACACCUUUCAAACUUGAAGACCGUGCUGCAAAAGAUCAAGAACGCAGCACCUAGCUCGGAGGCAGAGAUUGCUAAGGAGGAAGAAAUUGUCUUGUUCAUUGAGCCUGUCUGCGUGACUAAGGAGAAGUUCAGGUAG